Molecule: messenger RNA, 1884 nt
Organism: Diplodia corticola
Lineage: Eukaryota; Fungi; Ascomycota; Dothideomycetes; Botryosphaeriales; Botryosphaeriaceae
Product: sporulation protein rmd8
Exons: 3
Coding region: 1-1884 (627 amino acids)
Source: RefSeq, a predicted model, not a curated record
AUGGCGGAUGAUGGAGAAGCUCGGCCGGGCGAUGACGUUCGCAGGGCUGCAACACCAAUGCAACCCGCCAAAGCUCCCCACGACACCGCAUCCACCCUCGGCCCCAAACACAACACGUCGUCCUCCCGCGCCCCCGACCCUCCGGCAAUGGCGUCCACGACAGCAGCGAAGCCCAAGCGCGGCCCCACCGUGCUCGUCACCGACGCCCGCGAAAUCGCCCAGCAGCAACGCCCGCCCAUGGUGCCGCGCACCUCGACCACGCGCCUGAUCAGCGUCGACAACGUCCUCCAGUACGCCUCCGAGAUCCCCUCGGGCCAGCGGCGCGGCCCGGUCCCGGAGCGCCCGCGCCACACGCGCACGCCGUCGGGCAGGCAUCCGCUCGAGCCCAAGCUGAGCGGCCGCCUGGCGCCGCAGUACAUGCCGUCGCGGUCGAGCAAGGUCAGCGAGAAGCUGGUGCUGCUGCCCGAGGCCGACGAGGACGACCUGAACGAGGACGACCUGCUCGAAGGCUUCAGGGCCGACGAGGACCAAGGCCCGCCCGACGACAACGAGCUCGAGCGCAUCCGCAGCGAGCGCGCCGGCGUCAAGGAGAAGUCGUACGCCGAGCGCCUGCCCAAGGCCCGCCGCGCCGAGAAGCUGGCCCGCGUCACGGCCUACUGCACCGCCCAGUCCUACAAGCUGCGCGCCACGGCCGAUUUCGUCAAGAGCCAGCACGCCGCCCGCACCAAGCUGUACGACGAUUGCUUGUACACCGUUUACCAUCUGCCCCUGCUGGGCGGCCAUGACGGCUACCGCGUCCGCAGCAGUCCGGUCUUGAAGAGCCCUGGCGGAAAGAGCGUGCUCGACGAGGAGAUUGAGCGGAACGAGAACAGGGAGUACCACGAGGGCUACUUCGGGGACAAUGAGCGCUACGGCAUAAGAGCCCAUGAGGAGGGAGAGUCCCCCAGCCAAAGCCCUCGCAACGGCAGCGUGUCGAGGACGUCCGAAGACAUGUAUGAGUCUCCACGCUCUCCACAUCGAGACGGUUCGCAGCGCUCAAUGUCGCCGCCGAGGAUCGCUCCCGACGCCCUCGGCUUCGGCGAAAUGUUCGUUUAUUCUUACGGCGUCGUCGUCUUCUGGAACUUCACCGAACGCCAGGAGAAGGACAUUCUGGCCGACCUCACUUUCUCGCAGUCCAUCACCAACGUGCCUCUGGUCACGCGACCGCAGCAGGAGGAGGACUUUGAGACCGAAGAGUUCCACUUCGAAUACAACCCUAACAUCAGCAGGCCCCGCGUCUACAACGACAUGAUCACACUGCGGAGCGGAGAUCAUAUGAUCAAGUUGGCCAUGAGCCAUGCCAUCGCCCAGAGCACCAAGCUGUCUUUCUUCGAGGAAAGGAUGGCCCAGAUCAUGAUCAAGGCGCAGUACGUACCACGCCGCCUGGCCCUCACCGGAAAGCUGGGCAUGCAGCGUGAGGAAGUCGUCAGCAUGUUGGGACAGUUGUUCGCCAGCAGAGUAGAUGUCAACCUUUCGUCGAACAUGCUCGACGUCCCCAACUUCUUCUGGGAAUCCGAACCCACGCUGCACCCGCUCUACGCCGCCAUCCGCGAGUAUCUCGAGAUCAAGCCCCGCAUCCAAGUCCUCAACGAGCGCUGCCGAGUCUUCCUCGACCUCGCCGAGAUCCUAAGCGACUCCAUUGCCGACAAGAAAAUGACCCGCAUCACCUGGAUCAUCAUCAUCCUCAUCAUCCUCUCCAUCCUCGUCACCUGCUCCGAAGUCUUCCUCCGCUUCGGCAUCCUCACCCAGGGCAAGAAGAAGGAAGCUUCGGACGCGAACGCCUUUAUGGUGGGUGGUCGUGGCGUGCCCUUGCCCAUGUGCUCGCCGCGAGAGGAUCUGCUAUAG